Messenger RNA from Cercospora beticola, 1566 nucleotides. RefSeq lists its product as uncharacterized. The record is from RefSeq and is a predicted model, not a curated record. Lineage: Eukaryota; Fungi; Ascomycota; Dothideomycetes; Mycosphaerellales; Mycosphaerellaceae. Gene Ontology annotation, molecular function: hydrolase activity.
UGCGCACCGACCUGUAAGCUCAAGUCGCUCUCGACAUGGCUGACUCGUAAAUAUGGAUAAGUUUCCAGCAUGAUGCAGGUUGACAGAGAAUUGUAGGAUCACUAAAUAUGGCCGCAGAGUCCAUUUCCAGCCGGCUGGCCACAGGAGCAGGUCAUGCAUAUGGGGUGCUAUACCUUGUUGCCGCCUUGGCGUAUACAUUCACACAGAAGACAUUUUGGCAGGGUUUUAACAAGGAGAAGAAAGCACGUCUAGCGAGAGCUUCAAGGAAUUUAUGGUCGUUGCAAGAGAGUCUGGAGGGCAUCAGACAUAAGUUUCUCAAGUUGAAGAAUGGCACUCAGCUUCACUAUCUGGAGGCAACGCCCUCUGUUGCAGCGAAGUCCGAUUGUCUCGUGAUAUUUAUACAUGGCUUUCCGGACUCAUCUCAUCUAUGGACCAAAUAUCUGCGAUCCAGCUCCCUGGCUGGCCAAGCGAAGCUUGUUGCGCUUGAUCUUCCCGGAUGUGGCGGCAGCGAUAGUCUGGACAGGUACGGACCAGAUCAAAUGCUCAAUGCCAUUGCGGAGGCGAUCGUCCUACUCAGGGAGCGCUACCAGUCCAAGCAUGAAGAUCUUUCUGGAAAGCAACAACAAUGCAUUCUGGUAGCACACGACUGGGGAGGAAUCAUCGCCUUCCGCCUCGCCGCACAGACUACAGGAUUGUUCGAUCACUAUAUUGCCGUCAACACCAUGUAUCCUGUGGCAGCAGAAGCGAACAUUUAUUCCAAGUUGGCCCAAACGAAGCAACUACUCAAGAAAGGAAAACUUCCUUCCGCACUGCGCAUCUUUGGACCCGUCAUGGUCCAAUUGCUCAUGUCAAGUUACGUGUACAUGAUGAACCUUGAGCUCUCCUUCGACAAGGUCUGUCCAGCUUUGACGUGGGCUCUCGUAGAGGGAUCCCACAAGUUAGCGUACAAGAAGUACCCAGAACCAUCUCCAGAAGAGGAAGCCAAUCGCUUAGCCCUCGCAUGCGGGCCAGGAGCAGCAGAGGCCAAGUUACCGGCAGACGAUGGUUCAAUGUAUGGUCCAUCUGUCUACGAGCGUGCCACUAGGUGGAAUGUGCCUGGCAAUUGGGACGGGCGGGUCAAGCUCUAUACGCAAGGCCUCUUCCGAGGUAAAUGGACGCCGGACUACCCGGGUAUCUCAACAUUGCCGCUCUCAAAGAAGUCGGAGGAUACGGUGGUAGACAAGCGAUUCAAGUAUCCUGUCACUUGUAUAUUCGGCAUGAAAGAUAUCGCGCUCGAUCCACGAGUCAUGCUUGAUGGCAUAGAAGAGUUCUUCCUCCCAAGCAGUGAUGGGCUCUGCGAGAGUAAGAUCGUGCGUCUGCCCGAGGGUGGACACUGGUGCAUGAUAGAGAAAGAUGGCGAAGAGGCGAUAGAAGCAGAGCUAGCGCUACUGCUGAGAGGCCACGAGUCUUAGCUAUAUAUACACUAAUCUGUGUCUAUCUCCAAUUGGCAGAGAAGACGUAUCGUACCUCGACUUCGUCAAAUACAAUGCUGCCUUGUCAAUCAACGCCAGCUCAACUGAACCGGUC